GUUAUAUCAGGAAAAUCGCUCAUAGAUGUUUCAAAAUCAGAUUUUUGAAAUAUUUAGGGGUUCGAUUUUGUCAAAACAGUGAACCCCAUCGUAAGUUUAUAGGUUUAAUUCGGCCUAAUGAGUGAUGUUUAUAAUCGGGUCGCGGUCCGUAUCCGUCCUCUGCUCAGCAGAGAGCUCCUCCACCACCACCAGGAGUGUGUCCGGGUGGUACCGCAGGGUUCUGGGCAGGUGAUGCUCGGUUCGGACCGCCUCUUCUCUUUCGACCACGCAUUCGGACCCACAGCCAGCCAGGAUGAGGUGUAUGAGAGCUGUGUCCAGCCGCUGGUGGAGUCCCUGCUUGGUGGAUUCAACGCUACGGUGUUUUGUUACGGACAAACUGGCUCUGGAAAGACGUACACACUGGGAGGGGGAAGCCAAGAUGAAGGAGGAAUUAUUGAUCGUGUUGCCCAAGAUGUGUUUUUGUUGCUGGCAAAGCAGAAGAACAAUGACGGCAUUAAAGCCGUGGUGCGGGUCUCUUACCUGGAGCUAUAUAGAGAGGAGCUACGGGACCUGUUGGACAUCAACACUAACUUUAAAGAGCUUCACAUCAGAGAAGAUGAAAAGGGGAAUACAGUGGUGGUUGGUGCCACAGAAAUGGCUGUAACCUCCCCUGAAGAGCUGCUCGAUGCUGUGCAGAUGGGAAAUGCCCUCCGUCAUACUUGUGCAACCAGUAUGAACGAGCACUCCAGUAAGGACAUGGAGGAAAUGGAAAAGGAGAAAACAAGUGGUGGAGAUGGCUUGAAACAGGUUAGCGUACCUGUACUGGAUGAGAGGCUGAAGCAAGACACAGCUGCACAGUAUCUCCUCUUGACAAGGGAAGCUGCAACUUUGCUUGCAGAAAUCUCAGAGGCAUCUCCAACUGAUCUAUUCAGGCAGAAACUGCAAGACUGGCAGGAGAGACUGGCAGCUGUGGGUCAGUCACAUCCAGCAGACAAUAGUUCAGAGGGGAUUGGAGACCAAACUCUCAACUUAACCCAUUCAGAACUGAGAGAAGAACUCUACAAGUGUCAGAAAACCCUGAAAGAGAAAGAAUAUAUUUUGGAGCAAAAAGAGGAAGAACUGAGACAGGUUCAAAAAGAAGUUGAGAAAUUACUGGAAGAAAAGCAACUCCAACUUUUAGCCUUAGAGAAAGAGAAGAAAGCGUCUCAGAUUCAGAGAGAGCAACUGCUGAAUAAGCAGACUGAGAUUGAUCGCCUUCACAGCGACCUCAUGGAUGUUCAUGGGACGAGCCCCGGAACAGCUGGAGAAGCAAGGCCCUCUGGGUGCUCAUGUGCAAGACCCCACUGUGUCCCUAUAACUGGACACAGCUCUCUGCACAAGCAGUCCAGGAAGAUUCACUCAAGUCCACCAGCCUGCUCACUGGAGAGGGUGAUGGCAGCUUUUAAGAUGCGGGGCCGUCUACUGCUGGCUGAGAUGGAGGAGAAAGAUGAAAUCUAUUGCCCAUUCAGGACUCAGUGGAGAGAAAGCCAAGAAAUAACUCAAAAUAAUUAUGAGGAGGAGAAAACCAUGGGAAUGGAGAGAUCUGUGAGCAAAGAGGAAUUUAGACAUCCUUUAAAUCUAACAUGGACAAACUGGGAAAAGAACCCACUGCUGAAACCCCAAAGUUCUGGACUGAAACAAUCUAAUGGAAACACGGCUGUACAGGAGUCUGUUCAGGACAAAGACACUAAAGAAAACCAAACAAAGGAAGUUAGAAGAACCAUCAAUGCUGAACGGAGAAUCCAUGCACUCACCAUCAACAUCCGCAUGAAGGAAGACCUCAUCAAAGAACUAGAGAAAACUGCAAGGGAAACCCAAACAGUGGGAGCAGCGGAAGGGGACGUGUUGAAAAGACUGUCCAUUCAGAGCCAGCAGAUCCGAGCUGAGGUGUACCACAGCCUACAGAGCAUGAGGCGGGAGAGAGCAAAGCUUCAGAGCAGCCUCAGGGAGCUGGGCGAGACUGUGGACAGCAACAAAAAACUCCAACAAAAUAAGGGACAAAGUCCAAAGAGUUCAAAUAACCCUAAAGGCUUUCACCAGGAAGCAUCAGACAGAGUGCUGCUGGACACCAGCUGGCUUGAAAAAGAAGAAGAACAGGUCAUUCAGCAGAGAGCAGAGCUGCAGGAGCUGGAAGAAGAGCUGGAGAGAAAAGAGGAGAUCCUGCAGCACAGGGAGGAGAUCCUGCAACUAAAAAACAGACUCCAGGUCAAGGUGCUGCAGUCCAGUCAGGCUUUGAGUCAAGACUUGCUGCACGUGUCUGUUGAACUGGAGUCUGUGGAAGAGCAGCUUAAGGGCAAGAGCAGUAUAAGAAAGACCGAAGGAGUUACAAUCAGGGAACUGGAAAAAGACAGGGACAUGCUUAAGAUGAAAAGGGAUACUUUGGAAGCUCAACUGAGGGACAACAGGGUGCUCACCAUGGAGGAGGAGCAUUCCCUUCUCCAGCUGCAGGAAGCUGUGGAGGCACUAGAUGCAGUUCUUGAAUUUAAAAGCAACUCCAUCCAGGACCGGCAGAAGCACUUGUUAGUCAGAAACUCUCAUCUGUAUGAGUCCAAAGGCUCUGAACCUGCUCAACUCUGUGAAAUUUCUAGGAAGCUGAAGGAACUCUCAUUACCUGAGGCCACAGAGCUGUUGAUGAAAUAUUUCAACAAGGUAGUCUCUCUUCGAGAGGCAGAGCGCCAUUUACGUUUGCAGUGCGAAGAGUUGGAGCUUCAAGCCGGAGAGCAGGAGGCAGCGAUGAAGGAGAUGGGGGCAGCCAUGCAGCGUUUGGCCUUAGACACAGACCGCAGGCUUACCCAACAACACAGAGACCACCAAAACAACAUUCAGCUGCUACUACAGAAACUUAAAGAGGAGGCAUCAAGAGAGGUACCACAAUCAAUACAAGACAGAAUCCAUCAUCUGGAGAAAGAGCUGUUUUUCUACAAAAGCUCCAGUCGUCAGCUGAAAAAGAAGCUUAAAGAACUUCUCAAUGAUUCUCCUUACACUGACAAUCAGUACCAACACAAUCAAGAGAGCACACAGAGGCAGGACAUUCUUACACCGUUGAGUGUGGAAAACCCUAAAGCAAACUGUGGUGAGGAGGGAAAGAUGACACACAUUUUAUCCACAUACACAAAAAUCUCAACUGAGCAAGCAGAGGCAAAAGCACUUACAUCAUCACCUUCAGUCAUCCAAGCAUCCCCAAAGAGAAAAACCUCUGAACACAGUCAUUCCCAUGAAAGGAGUUCUAGAGGUCAGUCUGAGAAGAGUUUAGAGCUGACGCCUGUCAGAUUGUGUCGCAGAGAUUUAAGAGAGAUUCCUUCUGCUGACCUGCAGCUCAGAAGUUCUGCCACUAAGUGGUGCCACUCCGACGCUAAUUCAAGCUGUGAGUCUAUGAUGGAGGACUCAAUAGAAGUGCCUAGAAAAAUGUGAUUCUGCUUUAUUUUCCAUUUAGAAAAUGUUUGUUGCAGAUUUGAAGAGGAUAAUAUCAAAAGGUUCUGUUUAUUUAGCCGAUUGAUCAAAAAAGCACUAGAAAAUAGAUAUGUUUUUGGUAAGUUGUUGCAAAUUUCUUUGUUAAAUAAUAAGAAGGUGUUUUACUGGUUGGGUUCAUAUGAAAGUUAAAGUUGUUAUAUUUUUCAAAUUAUUUAUUUGCUCUUGUAUUUGGGAGGCAAAAUUAUAAGCUCUUGUCCAAAAUUUCUAAGUGCAUUAAAUUAAAUCAACAAUAUAAAAGUCUGCACUUCUCAGAUUUAUACCUAUCAUCUUAUUGUACUGUCUUUGUACAGUUGCUAAUCUCAUAGAUCCAUACAAUUUUUUUUUGUUCCAUUUUAUUAUAUAAGUAGCUCUUUUCUUUUUG
Messenger RNA from Cyprinodon variegatus (sheepshead minnow), 3850 nucleotides. It is a transcript of the gene kif27, whose product is annotated as kinesin family member 27. The coding region runs from base 118 to 3429 and encodes 1103 amino acids. Lineage: Eukaryota; Metazoa; Chordata; Actinopteri; Cyprinodontiformes; Cyprinodontidae. Gene Ontology annotation, biological process: microtubule-based movement; mitotic spindle organization. The transcript has 16 exons. The record is from RefSeq and is a predicted model, not a curated record. Gene Ontology annotation, molecular function: ATP binding; microtubule motor activity; microtubule binding.